Cladophialophora psammophila CBS 110553 is the source of this 600-nucleotide messenger RNA. RefSeq lists its product as uncharacterized. The transcript has a single exon. NCBI's taxonomy places the organism in Eukaryota, Fungi, Ascomycota, Eurotiomycetes, Chaetothyriales, Herpotrichiellaceae. The record is from RefSeq and is a predicted model, not a curated record. The coding region runs from base 1 to 600 and encodes 199 amino acids.
AUGAAUCGCGUCAAGGGGAAUCAAGUCAGACAGCGAUUCCUGGCCGAUGCCCCCCUUCGACUAACACCCAUCAAUCGCCCCUCGCACGGGCUGGCCAGAGGUGUGUCUCAUAAAACAACGAAUCUUGAGACAGGCAAUGAAGCUGACAUUCCCUACAGUGCCCUCAACGGUGCCGAUCGGGGAUUUACCUCACCGAAUAUCGAGCAAUACGCACCACCCUGGUCAGGGGGAACAUACGGAGAGCAGUUACAAGUCGAAACCUCUUUCGCGAUACCCUACGCGCCCGCUCACGUCUAUGGCCAGUACCCCAACAUGCAUCGCUACACAGCCGGAUUCGAACAAAACAUGUACGCUGGGCACACGAAUCUCCAUCUUGGCUAUGGAGAGCCAGAGCAUUACCCUGUCGAUCAAGGGGUGGUGGCAGUAAACAGGCAGAACGAGCCGGGCCAAGAUGAAGGGGCAGACAAAGGGGAAGCCGAUGAAGAUGCCGAAGCGGAGGAGGAAGACGAAGAGGAAGAAGAGGACGACGACGACGACGACGAGGGUAGCCCAGAAAUGGUGUCCGGAAAAACAGUCGCUAACCCGAAUCAGUAUGAGUGA